CCCUCCUGAAGCCACGAAAUGCGCCCGUUUGGUGAGGUCGUUUGUGACCGAGCUGCGCACGCGCGCCCUCCCAUUCCCCCCUCCCCUCCCCGCUCGCGAGCGCGAUGAUUGACAGUUAUAGAAGCAGCAGGCGUGAGACGCUGCCGACAGACAACAAGCUGACCGGUGUCCACUGGCUGCAGGGCAGGCGCGGCUGGAGCUCGUGUGAGGCGGAGGAGAGAGUCUCUCCUUCUUCCAUCUCCACCACAGAGUCUCUCUCUUACACACAUCUUGGUCGGAGUCCCGAGAGGCAGGCUGCCGCACGUACCGAUGAUUUGCAAGUAAAACUUCAGCUGACUUCUCCAGCUUGCUGCAGCAAGAUGUUUACCACAAAUCCUACAAACUGGGUUACAUUUGAAGAUGAACCAGUUUUCCAGUCUCCUCAGAAGGCAGGUGGAAGUCAUAGUGCCUGCAAAGCAAAUGGACUUAAUCUUCUUUUGCCUAAGAUGCGUGAUUCUUCAAGCCAAUCAUCUUCUUCUAACAGUACUCCUCUCUCCUCUCCUGUAGUGGAUUACUACUUUACUCCUGGGCCUCCUAGUAACUCUCCGCUUACUACACCCACCAAAGAUUAUCCCAUAAGCCCCUGCUUUCCCAAGACUGGAUUUCACCUUCUUUAUCCUAUUCCAGAGUUGUCAUCCAAAGUUAAUCUUCUCCCACUAGCUGGGCCAUCCUCUAGAAAACUGACCAGUCCAUCAGAGACAGAGCAUCACUCAAAUAUCUCUGUUUCUAAGCCAACAGAGGGCGCAAAUGCAGCUCAGCCAGAAGAAGAUUCAUUAGAAUCACAAUCCUUCUUCCAAUACAUUCAAAACGACUGUGCUUUCUCUAGUCCAUUUUGGUCAGAAGAUCUACCAGGUGCAUCUUCAUCCACCUCUGAUGUGCACAGAAAGGAUAUUAAACUUGAAAACCAUUGUUGCCAUGCCAAAGAAAAGGGAACAUUGCCUGAUCAGAAGAGCCUCAAUCAGGGAUCUUUCAACUAUAUUUGUGAGAGGCUUGAGCACUUGAAAACUGAUACUUCAAAUAAUGAAAGGACGUUGACUGCCAUGCCACGUAUGUACACAGGAGAUGGCUUCUCUUCUUUCGUUCCACACAGCCUCUUCAGGAGUUGUAGAAAAGAAGGCUGGCCUUUCAUGCUGAGGAUUCCUGAAAAGAAGAAUAUGAUGUCCUCAAGGCAGUGGGGGCCUAUAUAUAUCAGUGUUUUGCCUGGAGGAAUCCUGCAAAUGUAUUAUGAGAAGGGCCUUGAGAAACCUUUCAAAGAAUUUCAGCUGCAGCCAUUUUGCAGACUUUCAGAACCCAAGCUAGAGAACUGCAGUGUGUCUGGGAAAAUCCAUACCGUGAAGAUUGAGCAUGUGUCGUAUGUGGAGAAAAAGAAAUAUCACCCCAAAGCUGAAGUGGUUCACGAACCAGAGAUAGAACAGAUGCUGAAGCUGGGGACAACUGAUUAUGACGACUUCACUGACUUCCUGGUGAUCGUUGAAGAAGAGUUAAUGAAACUUCCUGCUCUUUCAAAGCCAAAGAGGCAUUAUGAAGAGCAAGAAAUGACACUGGAAAUAGUGGACAAUUUCUGGGGAAAGAUCACUAAAACAGAAGGGAAGCUAGUUGAAAGUGCUGUCAUCACACACAUUUAUUGCUUGAGUUUUGUGAAUGGAAAUACUGAAUGCUUUUUGACACUAAAUGACUCUGAGCUCCAGAAGAGAAAUGAACAUUACUUUGAGAAGGAGCCAGAGAAAAAAUGGAUUGAAAUCCUUGACUAUCACUUCCAUCAGUGUGUUAAAAAAACAGAGUUUGAGCAAUCCAGGAUAAUUAAAUUUACACCCCCUGAUGCUUAUAGGUUAGAACUGAUGCGUUUAAGGACGCAGUAUAAUGGCUCUGAGCUUCCAUUUUCUGUUAAGGCCGUGGUGGUAGUUCAGGGAGCUUAUGUUGAACUUCAAGCUUUCAUAAACAUGUCCUCUUCUGCACUGGCUUCAAUGCAUUCACAUUCCAUGAAACACUGUGAAAAUAUUAUGGUGCACUUUCCUGUUCCUCCACAGUGGAUCAAAACUCUCUGGACCAUGAACCUCCAAAGACAGAAGUCCCUGAAGGCAAAAAUGAACAGGAGGACCUGUCUUGGCUCCCUAACCGAGAUCGAAUCUGAUCCUGUAAUCCAGGUCUCAACUGGAACGGCUAAAUAUGAGAGUGCCUAUAGAGCCGUUGUGUGGAAGAUUGACAGGCUUCCAGAUAAAAACUCAAGUCCAGAUCAUCCACACAGUCUGUCUUACAAACUUGAACUGGGGUCUGACCAGGAAAUCCCUUACAACUGGUAUUCCUUUGCCACGGUCCAGUUUGUAGUGCCUGAUGCCUGUGCUUCUGGAGCCAAAGUAAAAUCACUGGGCAUUGAGAGCGACGUUCAACCCCAAAAACACAUCCUUCAGAAAACCUGUUACAACUGCCAGGUUGAAAUUGAGAAGAAGUGGAUUAGGCUUGAUGGAGAAGAUCCCAGUAAGGCUGGGAGUUGUCAAAUGCAGUAGGAGGGUCUGGGAUUAGGAAGAUAGUCUGGUGUGCUGUAAGGAUGGUUUUAAUAUGUAAAUGUGGGAAAUGUGCUUAAAUAUUUGUUUCCAGAAAGGGAACUUGAAAUGCAGCAAAGCAAUGCAUUUCAGCAAAUGCCUCUUAGUUUAAGAUGUUGAUGUACAGCUGGACACUUGCACACUUACUAUUUAGUUUACUCCUAUUCACAGUCCUAGCUUUUUAUUGAUCUUAUGUACCAUCUUGAAAUCUCUUAGCAAUUUGCUAUGGUUUUUUCUAAGUCAGUGGCCAUGAGACAUUUGAACAUGUCAAAAUCAUUUUCUCAUUUAAUAUAGUCUGUAAGGGUAAAUUAUAGGUAAUUUAUAUAUGGUUUGUCUAUGUACUCCUAUGUGUUUCUCUUCCCAGUGUCAGUAAAGUGUGUAAGUUCCAAAUAUAUUUAAACAGGAUGUGAUUUGCCAGUGAGAUUAUUUCUAAUCCUAAAUUGAUUAGAUCAUAAAUUGGAUCACUUUGUAGCUUUUGGGUGGUUCCAAGAUGAUUUUCAUCCACAGAAGAAUAUAUAUGUGGAAAAGGUUACAGGGGUAGGCAAUGCUGGUGCUCCAGCUGUUGCUAAACUACAACUCCCAUCAUCCCCCACUGGGACUUUUAGUUCAGCAGCGGCUGGAGAAUCAAAGUUGCCUACCCACGCACUAGAAUGUGAAAUCUACAUGGAUCUUUCAGAAUGGUUUGGGUGGUAAGGGAUGGCAGGAAUCAUAUUCCUUGUUCGCAGCUCUCUCCUGUAAAAUCUGCAUGGAUAUUGCAGGCACACUCCUCGGACAAGGAAGACAUGCCCUAUUAGAACCAACACUAAAGUGCUCCUCUUAUUUGAAGCUGUAAUGAAGUUUUUGGUUUUUUACUCCUUAGAAGGGUUGUGUGCUUGAGCUUUUGCAAAAAAAUUAAAAAAUUAAAAAAUGGAAUUAUGGGUAGAGGAUGAAAAGAUGAGGCUUCUCUCCACCCCGCAUUACAGUGUCUUGGAUGGAGCAGAAUUCUUGUUACUCCUAUUCUUGUGUCUUGUUACAAAUCGUUGCCAACUACUACAAACCAUUUUGGAUCUCCUAGAAGAACAGAUGUUAGAUCUGGAACAAAACACACUGGUAGUCAGAAAAGCUGUAAGGUCCAGAUGAACAUGAAGAGUGAGAUGUUCCCUUUGCUGCCAGCUGAGCUGGAGUUUGCUUAAGGGGUGUGUAGCAGUACAUUCCUACUCCAAAGGGAAAAUGUAGAUGUAAAUGCUUUGACAGCCAGGCUCAGCUUGAGCCUUACGAUGCUUUUUUAGACUUUUUUGGAUAGCUCAGUUUGUCUUCUCAGGGGGUAGGCAUUUUCCAUUUCAUUCGUCCCUUUUUAAGGCCUGUGUCGUAUAUUCUGGAAGCCAGAGAAAUGUCUGUCCCUGUGUUUAAUUUGUAUUGACAGUUUUUUGCUUUACUGCAACUGCUCUAGAUUGUACCUUUGUUGCACAUAAGUCUUUUUUUGAAUAAAGCUAUAAUAGCACA
Molecule: messenger RNA, 4061 nt
Organism: Hemicordylus capensis (graceful crag lizard)
Lineage: Eukaryota; Metazoa; Chordata; Lepidosauria; Squamata; Cordylidae
Gene: STON1
Product: stonin 1
Exons: 4
Coding region: 105-2543 (812 amino acids)
Biological process (GO): regulation of endocytosis; synaptic vesicle endocytosis; clathrin-dependent endocytosis
Cellular component (GO): synaptic vesicle; AP-2 adaptor complex
Molecular function (GO): clathrin-cargo adaptor activity
Source: RefSeq, a predicted model, not a curated record